CCUACAGACACCUGAGUGAGGUUCUCUGUUUGUCGGCCCAGAGCGAUUCCCGAGCGAGGUGCUUGUCUCACCCAAAUGAGGUUGUCCCUAAUGCAUGGCCUUCUUUCCAGGGAGCCCGUGGAUGAGGUGCUGCAGAUCCCCCCGUCCCUGCUGACAUGCGGAGGCUGCCAGCAGAACAUCGGGGACCGCUACUUCCUGAAGGCUAUCGACCAGUACUGGCACGAGGACUGCCUGAGCUGUGACCUCUGUGGGUGCCGCCUGGGCGAGGUGGGGCGGCGCCUCUACUACAAGCUGGGCCGGAAGCUCUGCCGGAGGGACUAUCUCAGGCUUUUUGGCCAAGAUGGUCUCUGCGCCUCCUGUGACAAGCGGAUCCGUGCCUAUGAGAUGACGAUGCGGGUGAAAGACAAAGUGUAUCACCUGGAAUGUUUCAAAUGUGCCGCCUGUCAGAAGCAUUUCUGUGUGGGCGACAGGUACCUCCUCAUCAACUCCGAUAUAGUGUGCGAACAGGACAUCUACGAGUGGACUAAGAUCAAUGGGAUGAUCUAGGUCUCUUUGGGGAGGUGUUUCACCGAAGUCGCUGUCUCCAUGGGGUCUUCACUUUUAGGCACUUUGGGGAUUUGAGGGUGGGAUGAGGCAUUUCUUAGGGGACCAUAGACCCUAAUUGGGCACAAGACACAGCAUCCAAGUGACAUAAUACAAAGAAUGAUACCUAAAUGACCAGCCUUUAGGGAGAACUUAUGGACAGUGGCCACAGCCUACCCAUAAUAACUGACAUGAGUAGUGAAGGAAAGGAGCAUUUGGGGAGGGGACAGCAUUUGUGCCAUGAUCAUGAUGGAACUUCAUAUCUACAGAUGGGGAGUUGUGGAAAGACGUGUUAGGACUUUGACCCUUGAAAACUAGAGAUGUGCAAUUGAUUUCUUUACUUCCUGGCUUUUAUGACAACCCUGUUCCAAUCACUGUCCCCCACACAAGGGAAGGACAGAGAGGAGAGUGGCCAUCCUUUGUUUCUUGGCUACCUUCCCAAGGCCUUAAGCUUUGGACCCAAGGGACACUGCAUGGAGACACAUUUCAGUUGAGAAUGGGAACUGCAACUUUUCACCAAACAAUUAUUUAAAGCAACACUGAUGAGUCGCUGUUUUUAGAUACGUUAGUUUUGAGGUGAGGAGUUCCACAGAUUGUUUCUAUACAAAUGUAAAUCUAAAAAAAAAAAAAA
Miniopterus natalensis is the source of this 1213-nucleotide messenger RNA. Lineage: Eukaryota; Metazoa; Chordata; Mammalia; Chiroptera; Miniopteridae. The record is from RefSeq and is a predicted model, not a curated record.